Molecule: messenger RNA, 5123 nt
Organism: Cyprinus carpio (common carp)
Lineage: Eukaryota; Metazoa; Chordata; Actinopteri; Cypriniformes; Cyprinidae
Product: NACHT, LRR and PYD domains-containing protein 3-like
Molecular function (GO): protein binding
Source: RefSeq, a predicted model, not a curated record
AAAGAAAUGGUUAAUGCCUUUUGUUGUGUAACUAGUGUUUCUUGUUUAUUUUCUGGCUUCUUUUCAAAACUGUCUGAUAGAAAUUCGAAACAAGAUGGAAUUUGUACAUCUCUAUCAUUUUAUACAGUAGGCUUUCAUAUACCAAAAACAGCUGUAAAUAAGUCAACUACAUUGAAUGUUUCUGAAAUGUUUCCUACAGUAUGUCAGGAUAUGCCACCGAAUGGCUAUCACAGUGCAGCCUUGCCUUUUUUUUUUUGGCUUUUAAAGAGGAAAGUGGAGAAAUGGCAGGAAAUGAUUGGGGAGAAUAUUGGGCAUGGGAUCAGGAAAUAACCUCAUAAGCUAAGAUACAAACUCUGGUCACCUGCUGUACAGCAGCACAAGAUGUCAUGAGCACAUAGCCCACUAGGCUAUGGGUCUGGCAUGUAGCCCAGGUUUAAAAAGUUAAGAGGGAAAACACAGGGUGCCAUAACAAGGAAAUGAUCAGAACUCAAUCUGCUUUUUUUUUUUUUUUUAGAUGUAAUCUUAAAAAAAAAAAUUAUUACAAUACUGAUCAUAAUCAGUACAGUAUCAUACACAGUCAGGACUGCAUCCAAAAUGAAUCUCUAUGAGAAGAAAGAAGAGGGAGGUGAUCUUAGCUGUGUCUGUAUGAAGAGCAACUGUUCAAUAAAACAACCUGUUGGAUUUCACGAUAAAUCACAGUUCAGAAAUCCAAGUGAGGUAAGGGAAGAUCAAAUUAAUUAUCAGUCCAGAUAUGGAGUUUGUGAGCAGGUUCUGAUAGAUGCAGUCUCUGGUGAUGGUUUAAGAAGACACUGUAUCAGCUGCGACUCGGACCAGACCAGACCGUGUCCUGUCAUUGAACCAGCCUUGAUUGAGGAAACUGGAGAUUUGCAGCAGCAUUCUCAACAACCGGAUGAUGAUGUUUUUCAGAAAGUCAAAGAUCAAUACAAAACCAUAAUGAAAAACAAGUAUGAGAGCUUAUCUGAGGGAAUCAAACUACAAGAUAAUAAAACCCUACUGAACAGUAUUUAUACACAACUCUACAUCUUAGAGGCAGAGAGUGAAAGAGUGAAUGAAGAACAUGAGGUUUUACACAUGGAGAAUAAAUCCAGAACUCAACACUUACAAGACAAUCCAAUCUACUGCAAUGACAUCUUUAAAGUCUCAGCUGAACCAGGACAUGAGGAGAAAGACCAUAUCAAGACCGUUCUUACGAAAGGCAUCGCUGGAAUCGGAAAAACUGUCUCUGUGCAGAAGUUCAUUCUGGACUGGGUCGAGGAAAAAGCCAAUCAGGAUGUAGAUUUUAUGUUUGUGCUUCCAUUUCGAGAGCUGAACUUGAUCCGAGAUCAUCAGUACAGUCUUCACAAACUUCUACUGGACUUUCAUCCUGAACUUCAAGAUCUGGACUCACAGAUUUAUGAGGAGUGUAAAGUUGUGUUCAUCUUUGAUGGUCUAGAUGAAAGCAGAAUCACACUGAAGUUUUCAGACGCUCAGAAAGUUUGUGAUGUGACUGAGAUUUCAUCAGUGGCUGUGUUGAUGUCAAACCUCAUGAAAGGAGAGCUGCUUCCCUCUGCUCUCAUCUGGAUCACCUCCAGACCAGCAGCAGCCAAUCAGAUCCCCUCCAAAUACAUCCACCGUCUGACGGAAAUUCAGGGAUUCACUGAGCCUCAGAAGGAGGAAUAUUUCAGGAAGAGAAUCAGUGACCAGCAUCAAGCCAGCAGAAUCAUCUCACACAUCAGAAGAGCAAGAAGCCUCCACAUCAUGUGCCACAUCCCCGUCUUCUGCUGGAUCUCAUCCACUGUGCUUCAGAAGCUCCUGGAAGAAGAUCUGAGUGCAGAAAUCCCUCAAACUCUGACUGAAAUGUACAUCCACUUCCUGCUUAUUCAGAUCAACAUGAGGAACCAGAAGUAUAAAGAGAGAGAUCCAGAGAAACUCCUACAGUCCAACAGACAAGUGAUUUUGAAACUUGCUGAAGUGGCUUUCAAACAGCUGAUGAAGGGCAAUGUGAUGUUUUAUGAGGAGGACCUGAUUGAGAGCGGCAUAAACAUCACUGACGCCUCAGUGUAUUCUGGGAUUUGCACAGAGAUCUUUAAGGAGGAAUCUGUUAUUCAUCAGAGGAAAGUCUACAGCUUCAUUCAUCUCACCUUUCAAGAGUUUCUUGCUGCUUUUUAUGUAGUUUACUGCUAUUUAUGUAGAACUACAGAAGCACUUUUUGAUUCACUACAUAAUUUGCAUACACGUGUAUUCAGUAAAGUACAAGAAAGUGAAAAUGGACAGUUUGAUCUGUUCCUGCGAUUUCUGCUGGGUGUCUCACUGGAGACCAAUCAGAGACUCUUACAGGAUCUACUGACACACACAGAGAACAGUUUAGAGAGCAUCAAGAAAACUUCACUGUGUAUUAAAAACACAAUUAAGAACAACAAACAUCUGUCCACUGAAAGAUCCAUCAAUCUGUUCCUCUGUCUGCUGGAAGUGAAAGAUCAGACUCUGUCCAGAGAGAUUCAGGAGUUUGUGAAAUCAGACAAACACUCAGAGAAGAAACUCUCUCCUGCUCACUGCUCAGCAAUCGCCUACAUGCUUCAGAUGUCAGAGGAGCCGCUGGAUGAGCUGGACCUCAAGAAAUACAACACAUCAGAUGAGGGGAGAAGAAGACUGAUACCAGCUGUGAUGAAUUGCAGAAAAGCUUUUCUUGCUGACUCUAAUCUCACUGGUCAGUGCUGUGAAAUUGUAACUUCAGCUCUGCAGUCAUCAAAUUCCCUGCUGAGAUUGCUGGACCUAAGUAACAAUGACCUGCAGGAUUCAGGCGUUAAGCUGAUCUCUCAUGCACUGAAGACUACAAACUGUCACCUGGAGAUACUAAGAUUGUCUGGCUGUAUGGUGACAGAGGUUGGCUGUUGUUAUCUGGCUUCAGCACUGAGAUCAGCAACAUCACACCUGAAAGAGCUAGAUCUGAGCUACAAUCAUCCAGGGGAUUCAGGAGUCAAGCUGCUAUCUGAGAGCCUCAGUGAUCCAAACUGCACACUGGAAAAACUCAAUCUGGACCAUAAUGAACACUUCAGAAUCACACCAGGACUGUGGAAAUAUGCUUGUGAUCUCUCACUGGAUCCAAACACAGCAGACAUUCGUUUAUCUUUGUCUGAAGAAAACAGGAAGGUGACAUAUAUGAAAGAACCACAGCCAUAUCCUGAUCAUUCAGACAGAUUUGAUAGAUGUUGUCAGGUUCUGUGUCGAGAGAGUCUGUCUGGACGCUGUUACUGGGAGGCUGAAUGGAGUGGUAGGGGUGCUUUUAUUUCAAUGGCAUAUAAAGGAAUCAGCAGAAAAGGAGAGAGUGAUGACUGUCUGUUUGGAUGCAAUGAGAAGUCUUGGAGUCUGGACUACUCCUUUAAUAGAUUCAGUGCCUGGCACAACAAUAAGGUCAUUUACAUUUCUCCACCGUCGCCUCCCUCGAAUAAAGUAGGAGUGUAUCUGGACUGGUCAGCUGGCACUCUGUCCUUCUACAGUGUUUCUGAAACACACACUCUCACACACUUACACACAUUCAACACUAUGUUCACUGAACCAGUCUAUGGUGGACUUGGUAUUUAUGAUUCUUCAGUGUCUCUUUGUCAGACUCCACACAAACAACUGUAAACUGAUUUGCAACAACGUCUUCUCAAAGCUCUAGUGUUACAUUUUUCAACCUUGGAAGAUAUAUGUAAGAUAAUUAUGUAAUAUAAUGGUUUCUUUAUAUAGCACCUUUCUGUCAAGUUCCUGUCAUUUGCAGAUAAGACUGAACGAAUGUUUUGAACCAAAUUUGUCUGUGUAGUAGCAUCCAUGUCUGGAUUUUAAUUUAAACAUAAUACACUUUUUGGAAAGCCACUUUUGUAGCAAUCCUUUUAUCAGUUUUCCUUCAAGUGUACAUGGAAAAUAUAGAUUGAGUAUGUUUCUCAGACAUGACUUAUGUCCUCUUAGUCUACAAUUCACAUUUUAUAAAAACACAAUAAGAUUAAAAUUAUAUAAACAAUAUAUAAAACAAUAUUAGGGAAUCUUAGGUAUGUCACAGACAACGGUUCCAUAUAUACAGAUGGGUAAACAGCAUAAAGUCUCUCAGUACAAUACAAUGUUGGGGCCUCAUGUGCCACCAGAACAGCUUCAAGGUACCUUGGCAUUGAUACCGCAAGUCUCUGGAACUCUGUUGGAGGGAUGAAACUCCAUUCUAGCAUUUGGUAACUGAUGAUAGUGGUGGAGUCUAUUGCCUGUACAUGCUGCUCGAAAAUUCCCCAUAUGUCUGCAAUUCGGUUGAGAUAUGGGGACUGCAAAGGCCACAGCAUAUGAUUCAGAUAAUUUUCAUACUUAUUAAACCACUGAGUGAACAAAAAUUGUGCCUGUAUCCAAAUAUAUAUGGACCUAACUGUAACAUAUUUAGCAAGAAAUCACGUUAAACAUAUUUAGCUAGCCUGAUACAGAUGGAUCACUCAAAUCAGAAAUAAUGUGAAGGUUAUGUUGACAGCAAUGGACAUGAGCGGGAAGUUUUAGUUAUCAAAGGAAUUCGUUUUUUCCUUCUAGAUACUGAAUAUUUUCGGGUGAAAGCAUGAUUUAAACAGUUACAGCACUUAUUUACAUGCAAUUGCUCUGUCAAUAAUGCAUUCAUACAAAUUUAAUCUUAUCUGUACACUGUAAACAGAUUUGAAAAAGCAGAAUUCUGUAAGAAAUGCAGCAAUUCAUAAAUAACUGACGAAAUAGUUAUUUUCAUCCUUCACAAACAAAAUGUGCACUGCAAAAAAGCAAUGAUAUCUUAUAACGCUGACAAUGAUGUAAUAAGUAUGGCAUGUGGUAGAAAAAAGUUUGCACACUACCAAUAAGCCACUUUAAAACUACUGUGAUAUUUCAAAACAUACUGAAGUAUUAUUGCCAUAAAUUUCCUUAGGUAGGGAAGAUGGAGCUGUGUUUCUGAUAUCAAUGAGCGAGAAGUGGGAAAUGGUGAACCUGGAGCGGAGCUGGAGCAGAGUGAUUAUUGAAUGCUUGGAGGAGGAGGGGAAAUUGUUGCCGCUCCACUCUGCUCACAUACUCUGCCUCUGACGCUGUUGAUAAAACCUUGCCUGUUGUACUUUUGACUGUUUGUUAAUAAAGCUGCACAUGGAUCCCAA